GGUUAAGUUAGCGUGUACAUACCUUACCUACGAGGGUUGCUGGGGGCCAGGCACGCUUUAGGUUUUCAGCCUUGGCCUUGGGUUUGUUGUUGGCGUGUCAGGGAAACGAAACAUCUCUCCUAGUCAACCUCACUUGCACUUGCACUUCCAUCCACCACCACCAAAAGCUGACCAAGUUUCUUCACCUUGCCCGAAUCGAUCAACGCAACUUUGACUAAUCGGAUCGCGUCUUGACCGCAAAUCCGCUACUUAACAUCUUAAUCGUCUGGCUUGCUUAACAGCAGCUGCAAUCAAUCAAUUAACCCCCGCGGCAUAUUGGAGCUGAAAUUGGCGAACGAGACGCUUGCUAUCCUCGUGUAACACAUUCUCCAAGCUCCGUACCCGGUAGAAACCUUCGCACUCCCGUGCAAUUCGCCGUUGGUCUCCAGCUAAAUCGCGACCCGAGUCUGCGCCGCUCCGUCCCGUCGAUUCUGAGACGCUUCCGGACGACAUCACUACCUACUGAGGUGUAUCGCCAUCGCCAUCGCUGUUGACCUGCGUCCUGCCGUCCUGCGCGUAUCCUUUGACCUUCCAACGCGUGUGCUACAGCUUUGUCUUGCGCGCGUCGGCUUUUGCUCUUGAUUUGUAUCUAUCAGCCGGCUUGGGCCUGUUACAGAACAGCUCGAAGCUCGCGCGACUGGUCUACCUCAGGUUGAUCUGUAUUUCCUAGACUGUACGUACCAAUGUCUUUGAUUGAAUCAAAUCCCCUUCCUGUCCUCCUCCCAUACUAUGCAUGCCCUUAAUUCUCUACCGAACGGACCUCGAAGUCAUGGUCCCCCGCCUUCAUCACUUCACUUGGCUUUUACACCGGAGGGGGCCCACCCCCUCCGGUGCCUGCUCCGCUCCGUGUCCUGUAUCUUGGUUACCUUACCCUUACCUCACCUCUCCUUGUCUCGACAAUAGACAUCCACAUCAAUCACUCCUUACCUCAGAAGCACACGCCCCCAGUCUUCCCCAAGUGGACAGCGUCAUAGCCCCAAGAUCCCGGGCCAGGGACCACAUGCAUUAGUGAAGAGGAACCCUCAUCGGUACGGUACUCUUUGAUUGACUUUGCACAGCACGCACCGCAGAACCAAGACCCCUCCUCCUCUCUCGCACACCCUGACGCUUGCAAGCCCUACCACCUGCGACGUGGCCAGGGGACACAUCAUCGCAAGGUCCAGCUGUGCGAGCCCGAAAUCCCCUUUGACAAAGGACGCUAGCAGCCGCUGCAGGUAGCCAAAUAUGUCGGAUUCCCCCCAAUCCGCUGCUCCCAAGGAGGUUGACCAUGGUGCACCGUCACCCGACGACGAAGCACAAAUGAACGAGCAACAAGACCCACAAGCCGCAAACUCAGCGGGCUACGAGUAUGAGGGUGUAAAGGAACAAGAUCGAUGGUUGCCAAUAGCCAAUGUUGCUCGUAUCAUGAAAAAUGCACUACCUGAGAACGCAAAGAUCGCGAAAGAGGCCAAGGAGUGUAUGCAAGAGUGUGUUAGUGAAUUUAUCUCUUUCAUCACAAGCGAGGCGUCGGAGAAAUGCCAGCAAGAGAAACGAAAGACCGUAAAUGGUGAAGACAUUCUUUUCGCCAUGACAUCUCUCGGUUUCGAGAACUACGCGGAAGCGCUGAAAGUUUACCUCAGCAAGUAUAGAGAGGUAAGUCCAAUACCCUACCAACAGGAGCCCUGGAUCUAUUGAGUGAAUGACUUGCAGAUAUGCUCCUUGCAAGCUUUGCCGCUCAUGGAGCCUAUACCGAGUAGCAAGAGAAGUGUUUGAGGAUGCCUCUGUCAUUCAGUUGCUAACGCGAAUCACCAACAGCAACAGAAUCAGUCGAACCGCGAUCGAGUGGGGAUCGAUAAUCAACAAUGGAUGAAUGAUGCCAAAACAGAGCCUAGUGCCGUGGGCGAAUUUGGACAGGACGGAAACGGCGUCGAGGCUGGGGGUGACCCCAACUACAUUUAUGCCUCGCAACCUGGCCACAAUGGCAACGCUGGCGAGGGCUACUAAAACGCUGCCUGAAGUGAGGAGCGGACGACGAAGCAUGGCCCCAACAACCCACUACCUGGUCCCAACAGCACUCGUCCAACGUCCUCUCGAAUGGUUCUUCUGACCAGCGGCAGCAUGUACCCCUUGAACAGCACAGGCUCAUCAUAUCGGUUGCGAGUAUUAGCUCAGUGAACGGUAUCGACAGCAAUCCAAUCAUCUCAAAUGCUGCACUGUAAUGCAAGUGUAUCUUUGUUCACAAGAAGCUUUCCUCCAGGAUAUGUACGUGAACUUGAGGAACGACGGCAGACUCACAGGUAUGAGGUGGCGUUGAGGACGAUAUUGUAGGGAAUGGGAGGGAACAUAUAUGGGAGACACUACUGGGUUUGUGUUCAGGGAUAGAGGUGCGAUUUGCGUCUGGUACUUACCUGCAAGCGUGGGAGCAGUCCCAAAAUGAUCAGUGUUGAUAAUCACGACAGUCAGAAAGGGUCUUUGAGAAGCAGACUUGACGGAUAUGCAUCGAGUCCAGAGGCAAGGAGUUUUGAGCCAGUAGUUUUUAGAUAAAUAACACCCACAAUCUGUUUGUUUCAGAAUUCGUCCAAGUGUUUGACGCUAUACCUCU
Messenger RNA from Fusarium verticillioides 7600, 2620 nucleotides. RefSeq names its product nuclear transcription Y subunit beta. The record is from RefSeq and is a predicted model, not a curated record. Gene Ontology annotation, biological process: regulation of transcription by RNA polymerase II. Gene Ontology annotation, cellular component: nucleus; CCAAT-binding factor complex. Bases 1264 to 1713 code for a protein of 149 amino acids. Gene Ontology annotation, molecular function: DNA-binding transcription activator activity, RNA polymerase II-specific; RNA polymerase II cis-regulatory region sequence-specific DNA binding; protein heterodimerization activity. The transcript is spliced from 4 exons. Lineage: Eukaryota; Fungi; Ascomycota; Sordariomycetes; Hypocreales; Nectriaceae.